AUGCGCGGAGCUGGAAAGUCUGAUGGACUCUAUCAAUACUCAUUGUUCGACAUUGGUCCCUACACCAGACUUCAAUGUUACUCAUUGCACUACGUUGAAUUUAUUUUCAGCUCCAUUGCGUACCAAUGGAAAUUAUCGAGACUCGUCCAUUGUGGUCCAUCGGUACUGGGCAUUAUUGACCAAUUUGCCGGCUUUGGGAAGUUGUUGUUCAACAUUGGCAAACAAACUCCGAAGAGCAUAUUCCGCUCCCGGGCCAAACCCCCCUCUUCUACAUCCAUGACGAAGCACAUCACGCAGCAAUGCUCCACUCCACCUCCUUCCGCUCCGACCACUCCGCCACACACUGCCCCGGCCCGCGCGAAAUCGUGCGCGCAUGGCCAGGUGGUAGGACACGGCGUGUUGAUGGGCGUAGCUGGCACGGGCAUAUCCAAAGAUGGUCGUGGACCAGGCAAUGGCAUCUGCCAUCUUGAAGGACUCGAGGUGUCGGUGGUGAAGUAUAUCCCGAGGAGUGUUUUAGAUACGCCUGUGGAGGGGAGGUUGAUGGGGAGUGACAUGCUAACGAAUUCACCAACUAACAACUCACCACCUAAUGUGCUCCGUUCCCCAUCACGCCCAGGAACGACCCUCCGCAAAAACAUGCGUGCAUGGGAAGGCCAAUCGUUGGGGCACGGGUCAACUCAGGCUGACCCUGACCUUGGCUGGGGUCAAGGGUUUUGGAGGUGUAUCUGCGCGAUCGCUGCUCUACCAAGGUCGAGGUCGCACUCGUGGUCUCCGCGUAUCAUGGGAUUCGAAAAUGAUGAUGAUAAUGAUCACAUGCGCUCGCACUCUCCCUGUGUUACCGACAACUCGAACUUUGAAUUCGAUGAUCCACCGUCUUUUCCGCCGCCUCUCUCGCCUCUGAUCGGUUAUCUGAUGCAAGGUGACUCUCUGUCGAUUACCGGACACUCCUCGUCGGCCUUUUCUAAUUUGAGUUUGUCUGCCUUUCCUAUGCCUCCCACUCCGUCGUCUGUGGUUGCGUUACCACCCUUUUCGUUUGUGGAUCAUAUACCGCCUUCACUGUCCCGCACUUCUUCGCGAGGUCGGGAGCUCGCGUGUGGACAAGAGGAGGUCGGGGAGAGGAGAGAAGAUAUGGAGUCAAGUGGAGAGAGGGAGAACGGAAGCGGGGAGAAUAGGGAGUUGGACGGUCUGCAGGAUAUUUACAUAAACGCAAAAUGA
Molecule: messenger RNA, 1215 nt
Organism: Laccaria bicolor S238N-H82
Lineage: Eukaryota; Fungi; Basidiomycota; Agaricomycetes; Agaricales; Hydnangiaceae
Exons: 7
Coding region: 1-1215 (404 amino acids)
Source: RefSeq, a predicted model, not a curated record